UGAGGCUUAACCUUUUUGACAGAGCAAGGCGUUCUAACUAAUAUUUGAGAGAGGAACUCCUACUGCUGCUUAUUUCAUUCUUGUUUCCCUUUACAAAGAGACUAAGCAAUCUUUUUAUCCAAAUGUUCUGUCUGUCUGGAUUUAACUGCGCUGUUGGAAAUACCUUUUAAAGUUUGAAAGCUGAAUAUAAUUGCCUGUUUUGAAGACAUUUUAACAUCACAUUCGUUUCAGGUAAGGAUAACUGGUGUCCUGAAGAUCAAUUUGAAUGACUGACAACGAAUGGACUGAAUAUUUCUGCAAUGGGUCCCCAUCAACGGCAGCCAUCAGCACCACUACGGAAAAUAAAACAGCUUUUGGGCUCCAGUCUUCUCAUCACCGUCCUGUUGAUUGUAGUGUUCAGUGGGACGUAUAGGAUACAAACAACAAAACACUCAGCUCCACAGAGAGAUGAAGCCUCAUUUAUUGCUGUCAAAAUGACAAAGACAUUGUUGAUAUCAGCUUAUCUAGAACACCGUUCCAAUAAAAGAGAGGUCCGGGUUAUAGCCAUUGUGCGGCGAGAGGAGAAAGUCUCUUAUCGUUGCAUCUUUCAGUGUCAGAACCAGCAGUGGUACAUCUCGAAAGGUGUUCUCAGCAUCCAUACAGACCACUUUGGGUUCUCAUACGGAACAGCGGACAUCAUGUGUCCCAUCCCCCCAGAGUGUGAAAAUCCAUCUCACAUUUCUGUGGCUUCUGAUAAGACGAUAUCUGAAGAUGAAUAUAAGGAAGAAUUUUUGGAAGUGAAUAACCAAAAAGCACAGACUGAAUCUUUUCCUUAUAACUUCACAGUCUGUAUUUCUACUAUGUUUGAUUUCACCAAUGUGCUCCAGCUGGUGCAGAGUUUCGAAAUGCUUCAGUUACUGGGUGUGAACAAAGUUUUUGUCUACAAAACCAACUGCAGUCGUGAAACACAAAGCGUUCUGGACUAUUACUCAAACAAAAAAGGCUUUGUGGAGGUGAUUCCUUGGUCCAUGUCCAGGUUUCUAAAUGUUUCUCGAGGAUGGCAGCCUAAGCAUGGUCCUGGUGACCUCCACUACUUUGGUCAGAUCCCUGCUCUCAACGACUGCCUCUACAGGAACAUGUACAAAUCCAAAUAUGUGGCCUUGCAUGACAUUGACGAGCUCAUACUGCCACAGACGGUCAAAAGCUGGAUGGAGCUGCUGCCUCUAUUGGAGAAAAAGUACAGCCCAAAGAAGUGUUACAAGUUUCAAAAUAACGUGUUCCCCAACAAUGUCUCGCUACCGUCACCAAAGGAUCAAAAUCUACCUAAAAUGGACCACUGGAAAGGAGUUCCUGGAGUGAACAUCCUGGCUCAUCUGCACCAGGAGCCCAUCACUAAAGAGAUGCAACAUUUCAAAUUUAAGGUCAUCAUAAACCCUCGAGAUGUCUAUUGGGUUUCAGUUCAUGAUGUGCUGAAAUCAGACCAUGGCUGCAGCUGGGUGGACAGGAACAUGGCACGGAUGUACCACACAAGAGAUCAAAUGCAACCCCUGCUGACUUCAGAUAAGAUGAUCCAUGAUGGCAGGUUGCUCAGCUACAGCGCCCCCCUCAGUCUGGCUGUUGAUACUGCCCUUCAAGAAAGUGGCCUUCUCUCUAAGGGCAGCAAAAACUUGAACUAGGACCUUCUUGGUAACACAUCAGAGUGAAAACUUUUUUGCAAGUUUUCCGGUAUUUUUAUGGGAAGAUUUAUUUCUGUUAUAAGUGAAACCACUG
Cyprinodon tularosa is the source of this 1749-nucleotide messenger RNA. RefSeq lists its product as uncharacterized. The record is from RefSeq and is a predicted model, not a curated record. The transcript is spliced from 10 exons. NCBI's taxonomy places the organism in Eukaryota, Metazoa, Chordata, Actinopteri, Cyprinodontiformes, Cyprinodontidae. The coding region runs from base 300 to 1655 and encodes 451 amino acids.